Messenger RNA from Psilocybe cubensis, 270 nucleotides. RefSeq lists its product as uncharacterized. NCBI's taxonomy places the organism in Eukaryota, Fungi, Basidiomycota, Agaricomycetes, Agaricales, Agrocybaceae. The record is from RefSeq and is a predicted model, not a curated record. The transcript is spliced from 3 exons. The coding region runs from base 1 to 270 and encodes 89 amino acids.
AUGAAGUUCACCUCCGCCAUCGCUCUUGUUCUCGCUGCCCUCCCCGUCAUGGUUUCCUCCGCCGCGACAGGUACCAAUGCAACCGACGCGUGCAUCCAAGCCUGCUGCGACGCCGUUGUUCCUGGAGUCAGACCCUCUGGAAAUGUCGGCAUCAACUGCCAUGCGGAUAACACAGGCGAUUGUCCAUUCACAGGCCAAGUCCGCGCAUGCUGCACGCGCAUUGGAGGGUUUGGAUCUAACAACGUCGGCACUGGCCUUGGCUGCAAUUAA